This is a messenger RNA of Phanerochaete carnosa HHB-10118-sp, 1694 nucleotides long. RefSeq lists its product as uncharacterized. NCBI's taxonomy places the organism in Eukaryota, Fungi, Basidiomycota, Agaricomycetes, Polyporales, Phanerochaetaceae. The record is from RefSeq and is a predicted model, not a curated record. Gene Ontology annotation, cellular component: cytosol. Bases 34 to 1488 code for a protein of 484 amino acids. Gene Ontology annotation, molecular function: N6-(1,2-dicarboxyethyl)AMP AMP-lyase (fumarate-forming) activity; (S)-2-(5-amino-1-(5-phospho-D-ribosyl)imidazole-4-carboxamido) succinate lyase (fumarate-forming) activity. Gene Ontology annotation, biological process: 'de novo' AMP biosynthetic process. The transcript has 9 exons.
UUGAACCUCGCUUUGCACUCUCACCACGAAAUCAUGGAGGCUUUCGACACUUACCUGACGCCGCUUUCCAGCCGCUAUGCAAGCAAGGAGAUGGCCCAUCUCUUCUCCCCGGCGAACCGCUUCUACACAUGGCGGAAGCUUUGGCUCAAUCUCGCCGUCGCGGAAAAGCAGUCCGGCUUACCCAUCUCGGACGAGGCCAUCGAGCAGAUGAGGGCGAACCUGCAUCUGGAUGAGAAGCAAUUUGAGGCUGCCGCAGUGGAGGAGAAGAAGCGGCGCCACGACGUCAUGGCGCAUGUGCAUACUUUUGGCCAGGUCGCGCCUGCCGCUGCAGGCAUCAUCCAUCUUGGUGCAACAUCAUGCUAUGUCACUGACAACGCCGACCUGAUCUUCAUCCGCGAAGCCCUUACACUCAUUAUCAAUAAGCUGGCCGUCGUCAUUGACCGACUAUCCAAGUUUUCCAAGGAAUACCGCGACCUUCCCACCCUUGGCUUUACGCACUUCCAGCCUGCACAGUUGACCACUGUCGGCAAGCGCGCAACUCUGUGGCUCCAGGAGCUGCUCUGGGACCUUCGCAAUCUCAAGCGGGCCCGUGGCGACAUCGGUUUCCGCGGUGUAAAGGGCACGACAGGCACGCAGGCGAGCUUCCUCGCGCUCUUCGACGGCGACCAUGCCAAGGUCGAGGAGCUCGACGCUCGUGUGACGGAGCUAUCCGGAUUCGCGUACGCGUACCCAGUCACGUCGCAGACUUACUCGCGCAAGGUCGACAUCGACGCGCUCGCGCCGCUUGCCAGUUUCGGGGCAACGGCGCACAAGAUCGCGACGGACUUGCGGCUGCUGGCGAACUUGAAAGAGGUCGAGGAACCGUUUGAGAGUACACAAAUUGGAUCGUCAGCGAUGGCGUACAAGCGGAAUCCCAUGCGCUCCGAGCGGGUGUGCUCGCUCGCGCGCCACCUGAUGGUCCUUCACCAGAAUGCACUGAUGACAUCAAGCGUGCAGUGGUUCGAGCGCACUUUGGAUGACAGCGCUAACCGCCGCAUAACGCUCCCCGAGGCCUUCUUGACUGCAGACAUCGUGCUGACGACGCUGCAAAACGUCUCCGAAGGUCUAGUCGUGUAUCCCAAGGUCAUCGCGCGCCGUAUCUCCCAGGAGCUGCCAUUCAUGGCGACCGAAAACAUCAUCAUGGCGAUCGUGAAGAAGGGAGGCGACCGGCAGGUGGCGCACGAGAAGAUCCGCGUGCUCUCGCACGAGGCUGCGCACCAGGUCAAGCAGCUCGGGCUCGACAACGACCUUAUCGAGCGCGUGAAGCGCGACACGUACUUUGACCCAAUCAAGGGCGAGUUGGACAUGCUGCUAGACCCGAGCACGUUCAUCGGCCGAGCGCCGCAGCAGGUUGACAAGUUCCUUGCGGAGUGGAUCGAGCCGGCACUCGCGGACCCGGCGCUGCAAGCUGUCGUUGCCAAAGGCGAAAAGGCGGAGCUCAGCGUUUGAGUGGGCGAAAACUGAAAAUGUACAAAAGUGCGUGGUGUGUGGUGAGUUGUGACCUGAGAGAGGAAAGUCGCCGCGCACGAUGCAUUCGUCUUGUGGAAUAGAGGGAUAAUUUCACGGGCUUCCUAUGAAGAUGAUCGCUGCAUACGAUGUACUGUAUACGUCCCGUUCAAUAAACGGGUAAGUUAAGUGCUUCCCCUUACACACAU